Messenger RNA from Megalobrama amblycephala (Wuchang bream), 6021 nucleotides. RefSeq names its product piggyBac transposable element-derived protein 2-like. The record is from RefSeq and is a predicted model, not a curated record. The transcript is spliced from 2 exons. Lineage: Eukaryota; Metazoa; Chordata; Actinopteri; Cypriniformes; Xenocyprididae. The coding region runs from base 4269 to 5573 and encodes 434 amino acids.
UGAUUAGUCGAUUUGCAGUCUUAUAUUUCAUCAGAAUGCUCUUAAGUUCCCUGUUUACAUCAGAAACUGUUGCUUGUGGAAGGCAGCAUGUAGUUGUAUCCCUGCUGCUAAUGUUUCUGAUAAUAGAGUCACCCACUAUCAGAGUCCUGGGCUCGGCUGCUCUAGGAGCUGAGUGCCGCUGACUGCUCGAACUUGAGCGGCAGUUAGCAUCGGUGUUAGCUGCUGGCUGAUUUGAUCUGUGUCCGAUCAUGUUUGUGGAUUUCAUACCCACAUUUAUCAUGUCUGGAGAUUCCUCACCCACAUUCAUUAACACUUCAAAUCUGUUCUCCAGAUGUAUUGGCGGUGGUAGGGAGCUAGUGUUUGGGGUAGAGGAUGCAUUAAUAUGUGAUACUCGUGACAAUCUGAUGUCUCGAGUGCCUUUGGGUCUCGCUCCCUGUUUGUGCCAUCGAUUAAUAUGUUGACCAAUUUCGGCACUCAGUACGGUCUGUUUAGGGGCAUUAGAUUCAUGGGACUCACCGAAUGUGUGCUGAAGAUGUCCAUGACGAAGCUCUGUUGUGUGUUCCGUCUGGUUUGGACGGAACACACAGUGUAAACAGUUUGAGAAGACAAGACACCGGGAGAAGGUGAACUUUCUAAAGGAGAAAGCUAUUUGCUUUGGUUGCCUACACAUUGGGCAUCAAAGCCAGGAGUGUGCAAGGUGCUUAAAUUGCAAGACAUGCUACCAAAAGCAUCCCAGUGUAAUGCACAUACACUUCAAAGAUUAAGUGGAUAAAGCUGUUAACACAAAUGGUGAUCAUCAGAUGGUACCAGCUGUACCAACAGUAAACAACACACUUGUGUUAUCACAGGCAUGUAAUCAUACAGGGGCCGGGAAUAACAGUGGCAUCCUUCCUAUUCUUCCAGUACAAGUUAAGUCAACAAUGAGCAACAAAGUCGUCCAGACUUAUGCUUUUUAGGAUACAGGUAGUAUUUCUACAUUUUGCUCUGAGAGUUUGAUGAGAAGGUUGAAUCUAAAUGGACGAAAGACAAAGAUCUCAUUACUUACAAUGAGCCCUAAGUCAACUGUUUCAAGCUAUGUUGUCAAUAAUUUAGAGAUUUCAGGCCUCACUGGAAAGGAGUUUUAUAAGCUUCCAGAAGUCUACACACAAAAUAAGAUGCCCGUGGGCCCAGCUAACAUUAUCAAAAAGGAGGAUUUAGCUGAGUGGCCAUACAUAGAUGCUGUUCAUAUUCCACACCUUCAAGCAGACGUAGAGUUAUUGAUUGGUACCAAUGCCUCUAGGUUACUUGAGCCCUGGGAAGUUGUGAAUAGUCACGGGGACAGACCUUAUGCCAUUCGUACCCUAUUGGGGUGGGUUAUAAAUGGUUCCAUUGGCAGUUGUCAAAAUAAAUGCCAUACUGCUGCAGUGAACAGAAUUGAUGUAAAAAAGGUUGGAAUUGCUAUUGGAGAAGCAAUAUCUGCACGAUUUCAAUGAAAUCACAUCUGAAGACAAGGAAGAAAUGUCUAGAGAAGAUGUGAAGUUCAUGCAAAUUAUGGAAGAGUCUGUAAACUUCAAGGAUGGACAUUACAGCUUGAAACUGCCUUUUAAGAGCAAGGAUGUUACUAUGCCUAACGAUCUCUGCAUUGCCAAACAGCGCCUCCUUGGAAUAAGGAAAAAAUUUGAAAAGAAUAAAAAAUUUCAGCAGGAGUACACAGACUUUAUCAAUAAUAUGGUCGACCAGGGCUAUGCUGAAGAGGUGCCAAAGCCGCAACUUGAACAAAAUGAUGGUAAGGUUUGGUACAUUCCCCAUCAUGGAGUGUACCACCCCUGUAAGGGCAAGUUGCGUAUUGUAUUUGACUGUGGAGCGGAAUUCAAGGGAACUUCUUUGAACAGUCAGUUACUACAAGGUCCUAAUCUUACUAGCUCGUUGAUUGGAGUUCUUCUUAGGUUUAGACAGGAGCCAAUUGCGUUCAUGACAGAUGUUAAGGCAAUGUUUUAUCAAGUUAGGGUGACUGAAGAAGAUAAAGACUUCCUUCGGUUCUUGUGGUGGACCAAUGGCGAUGUAACACAAGAUGUCAUUGAACUCAGAAUGACAGUUAAUUAAUUUAUAGCAGUUUCGUCACCAAGCUGUGCAUGCUUUGCUCUAAGAAAGACUGCAGAAGACAAUCAGCACAGUUUUAAUUUCGAGGUAAUGAAUACUGUCUACAAGAAUUUCUAUAUGGAUGAUUGCCUGAAGAGCCUUCCAUCAGAGAAGGAAACAAUUCAGUUGGCCAGAGAUCUAGCGGCUCUUUGUCACAAAGGUGGCUUCCAUCUGACACAGUGGGUCAGCAAUAGCCGUGAAUUUCUGUAAUCCAUUCCAGAGCAAGACAGAUCUAAGAAUAUCAUUGAGCUAAACUUGGACAGGGAUCAACUGCUGGUGGAAAGGGCUCUAGGACUCCAAUGGUGUGUGCAGACAGACACAUUCAAUUUCAAGACUGUCUGUAAAGAACGAAUGCACAGUAAACGUGGGAUUUUGUCAGUAGUUAGCUCAGUCUAUGAUCCUCUAGGAUACCUAUCACCGCUGAUGUUACCUGUCAAACUCCUUCUACAGGAAUUAGCCAGGACAAAUUAUAGCUGGGAUGAUCAGAUUCCUCCAAUCCUUGAUAAACAAUGGAUCAAAUGGGUAACUGAUCUGGAUCACCUGAGUGCUUUUACAGUUGACCGAUGUUUAAAGCCACAUGGUUUUGGACAACCUGUUGAAGCUCAAUUACACCAUUUCUCAGAUGCCAGUGAAAAGGGAUAUGGCUCUGUUACAUACCUUAGAUUACAGAACAGUCAUAACACCGUUCAUGUCUCCUUUCUGCUGGGCAAAUCCAGAGUGACACCCCUUAAGCCAAUCACCAUUCCUCGUCUAGAGCUAACUGCUGCUACUCUAGCUGUUCGCAUUGAUAAAAUGCUCAGAACAGAACUUCAGCUGGAUUUGAAAGAAUCAUGUUUCUGGACUGAUAGCAAUUCAAUUCAAUUCAAUUCACAUUUAUUUGUAUAGCGCUUUUCACAAUACAUAUCCCUCUAUGGCAUGGUGUUGCCCUCAGGCAACAAACUACCUUUUUGGACCUCACACUGCCCCUUUAAUUUUUUUUAAUUAAAAAAAAAUGUAUAAUAUCACCUGACAUGUCUGUCCAAUCAAAUAAGGGACUAAAGUGGUUGUAGCCUUUUGUUUGGGGGGUGGGGCAGUCCUUUCCGGAAGCAAAGUCGCAUGGGACACAGUGCCACCAAUUGGUAAGUUCAAUUUCACUUUUUAACAUGUUUAAAAUUAAAUAACUUUAUAUAAAAAAAUAUAUGUAUGUGCAUCAGUAUGUAAAGAAGAAUGUUUGAUUGUUUAAAGACACAUUUUGAUUUUAUUUAUAUACUAAAACUGUGUUUUUUUUGUUUGUUGCCUCAGGGCAACACUGUGCAGUUAGACCACUUUUUUUUCGGGCAAUAUGCUAAAUUGGGGAGAUGUGAUCGGAUGCAAAAUUAGGACCACAUGGUGCAUUCAAGUCCUCCUGGGAAGCUCUGUGAAUGCAUCAUAUAUGUGCAAUUUAUGUUAUUAUUAUUAUUAUUAUUAUUAUUAUUAUUAUUAUUAUUAUUGUUGUUGUUAUUAUUAUAAUUAUUAUGUUGCCACAGAGAUGAUGGUGCCUAUCAUCUCAUAAUCUGGCUAAAUGAGUAGUGUUUUCUGGCAAACUUUAUCUCUCUUCUUUAUUAACAGUACACAUAAUGUGUACAAAUUACAUUGAACAGUCAGCAUUAAGAUAUGCAUUUUUCAUGAUCAAUGUUUUUACUAUCUACUGAUACUUACAGGAAAUGGACACAAGACAAUUUUACGGGCGGAAGGAACAUGAUCGAGCAGUUAGGGUCAUUCCUUCUGACAGUGAGGACAGUGAGCUUGAGGAGAGUGAAAAUGAGGACAGUGAGGUUGAGGAGAGUCAUGAAGACUGGAUCCCUGAAUCAGGAGAAUGCCUGUCUCUUGACAAUGACACAGAGUCUGAGGAUGAAGAUGAAGAUGAUGUAGAAGAGGUUGAUGUUCCACGCCUACCCCGAUGGAGAACACCUCACAAUGCACACUUCAAUGCUUGCCCAGAAUGGCAGGACCUGCUUCCAAGAUCUGAUGAUAUCAUGUCCCCCCUCCAGUACUUCAAGCAGUUUUUCUCUGAAGACAUUCUGGAAGUUAUUGUAGAGCAGUAAAAUCUGUAUGCGAUACAAUGUGAUGCAAACAAGCCGCUUAACUUCACCAUAAAAGAAUUGGAGCAGUUCCUGGGGAUUGGGGUGUACAUGUCAUUGUUUGGUUUACCAGGCACCCGCAUGUUUUGGAACAAAGACUGCAGAGUAUCCCAAGUAGCUGACACCAUGACACUGAAUAGAUGGGAGGCCAUCAAAAAACACCUGCACUUCAAUAACAAUGAAGAGAGACACGAGGAUAAUAAUGAUCCACUCCACAAGAUCCGACCACUGGUUACUCAUCUAACCUCAAAACUGACAUCAAUCCCAAUAAGUGAGAAGCUGGCUGUUGAUGAGCAGAUGGUCCCAUUCAAGGGAAGAAACAGACUAAAGCAAUAUCUGCCAUCAAAACCAAAGAAAUGGGGCUACAAGAUUCUGGUCUUGGCUGGCUCUGAUGGUGUCCCGUACAACUUGGAAAUCUACACAGGGAGAGUUGUACAACCCCCUGAGCUAGCAGAUGUGGGAGCAAGUGGCAACGUUGUCCUCUGCCUGGCCCAGCCUAUACCCAAGCAUAAGAACUACAAGGUUUUUUUCGACAACUGGUUUACGAGUGUCCCUCUUGUGCUUACACUGGCUCAGCAGGGAAUUCACUGCACUGGUACUGUUCGUGGCAACAGACUACCAGGUGUCAACUUGAUGUGCGAUGCUGAGCUGAAAAGAGCAGGACGUGGAUCUUUUGAACAGAAGAUGGCCAUGGUGAGAGAAACCACCUUGUAUGCUGUAAAGUGGUACGAUAAUCGCUCAGUGACCCUUCUCAGUGAUUACACUGGAGCCCACCCAGUCACCGAGGUUGACAGGUGGGAUCGCAAGCAAAAGAUGAUCACCAAAGUCCCCUGCCCUGCUGUGGUGAAAGAAUACAACAAGAAUAUGGGUGGGGUGGAUCUUCUUGACUCACUGCUUGCACUGUAUAGGAUCAAAAUCAGAUCAGAGAAGUGGUACCACCGGCUGGUGUUCCACCUUCUGGAUAUGAUCAUCGUGACCACAUGGCUGCUCUACCGAAGAGAUUGUGAAGGUACUGGCAUGAGAAAGAAUGAACAUAUGAAGCUGUAUACCUUCAAAUCCUACAUUGCUGAAGCCCUAUGCAAAAGUGGAAAGAGCCUGGAGCGCAAGAAAGGUCGCCCCUGUUCCACAAUUGCUGGUGAGUAUGAGGAAAAGAGGAGAAAAGGACCCGCUGCUCCAUUUCCAGUCCCUGAUGUGCGCCUGGAUGCCACAGCCCACUGGAUGAUUAUGGCUGAAAAGAAGGGGAGAUGCAAGGUACCAGGGUGCACAGGUACACCAAAAGCCAAGUGCCGGAAAUGUGAUGUUCACCUCUGUUUUACAUCCACCAGCAACUGUUUUCUGAGGUUUCACACAGAAUAGGAAAUCAGAGUAUGCUUUGUCAAAAAGAGAAGCUCUGAUUCAAACAAUAUCCAAAAAACCACACAAACACACAUUCACACACACAUACACACAUAGUCAUUCGGAUGUUGGUUAAUAUAUAAGUGUUACAAUAUGUUUAUAUGAAAUGUCAGAAACAUUUGGUGUUGUAAUUAGUAGUAGUUUGUUUAUUUGAUUGUUCAUUGUUUUUUUUUUUUUUAUUGGUUGGAACCAUUUGUUAUUGAUGUUUGUCAAAAUAAAACAUGUUCUAAUGAAUAUAUUACAUGUUUUCCUUAUUCCACUUAUAUAGAAAACCUUGCUGUUUUAGUACCCUCGUAGCACAUUGUUGCCCUGAGGCAACGAACCAAUAUUUUGUUCAGGGGUGGGGGGGGGGGGAACACAUUUUAUGAUUGGAUAUAUUAUCAGGGACCCCCAAGCUCCCAAAAAAUGG